UAAACAGCAACGACCAGAAAAUCUCUGCAGAGUGUGCGCACGUUCUGCACGUGCCAAGUUGCAACGGCAGUGUGUGAGUGCGCGUCCCCGUCAGCAGAGCGCGCCCGCGGACUUCUGUUUCUGUUUGCGUCGUCGCUCAGCUGGUGCGAAUGUCACAUGACUUCAGCAUGGAUCUUUACUAGAAACCUGCGUCUGAACGCUCGUCCCAAUGGGGAAACGCGAAGCCCAGAUUUUGUGUUGAUGAAAAGCAAAGCAACAGCAUGCCGACGUUGCUGCAAAAGCUCUUCAGCAAGAGAGCAGUCGGUAACGGUAACGGCAGCGCCCGGGACUGCUCGACGGGAGCGGAGCAGCGUUGGGCAUCUGCUGAGUUUGAUCUAGCUCAGAUCAGGCUGAUAGUGUAUCAGGACUGCGAGAGAAGAGGACGACAGGUUCUGUUUGACUCUAAAGCAAUACAUAAACUGGACGCAUCUGAGCCGACGGCUGAUGAAACCAAAACUCCCCCUAACCGCAGUGGAGCUUGCCAUAUCGGCAGCCAAGCAAAUGAGAAAGACAAGCCUCCUACAUAUCAGUAUACCAGACCGGCUUCAGAUGUGAACAUGCUUGGAGAGAUGAUGUUUGGCUCUGUUUCCAUGAGCUACAAAGGUUCAACUCUUAAAAUUCACCACAUUCGGUCUCCACCGCAACUGAUGGUCAGUAAGGUUUUUUCCACCCGGUUCGGAAGCAGCAGCACCUCUGGAAGUACAAACACGCUUCAAGACAGUUUUGAGUCGAUGAGCCAAACUUUUCCUAGUCACACCAGCAGCAGCAUAGGAGUACGCCAUGUACCUAGCGCUCCUCUGCUCUCCCUGGUUCGGAGCGCAUCUUUUUUUGCAGCCCACAGCAAUCCGGUGGACAUGCCGAGCAGAGGACACAGUGAGGACGGAGACAGUGGCAUAGCUCGCUCGGCAUCUCUGAGCAGUUUGCUGGCCACCCCGCAGCCUUCACCUGGCUCUUCCUUCAGCAGUGGCUGUGCCAGCAGCUACCAGCGCCGGUGGCUCCGCAGCCAGGCCACCAGUCUACAGCAUGGCCCCAUGCCCCGCUGGAACGCAGAGGAAAUGUUCAACCUGUCUGACGAGAGCUGCAGCUCCAACCCUGCCAUGAUCCGGAGGAAGAAGAUUGCCAUCAGCAUCAUCAUCAGCCUGCCGGAGCGAGAAGAGGAAAAUCACAACUUUCAGGAGUUUUUCUUCUCCCACUUUCCUCUUUUCGAGUCUCACAUGAACAAACUCAAGACUGCCAUCGAGAGGGCAAUGAUAGUGUGCAGAAGGAUAGCAGAGUCCAGUCAGCGAGUGCAGGUCUAUCUGUGCAGAGUGAUGGAAGCUCUUGGAGAGUUCAGGAUGACAGUGUGGAACCUGUACAUGGCUCCCCGCAUCAGCGAACCAGUCUGGCUGUCCAUGAUCUCCCAGAGUGCCGAGCGAAACCUACUGUGCCAGCGCUUCCUGAAGGAGAUGAGUUUGCUGAUGGAGCAUGGAGUCAAGAGCCAGUUUCUGUCAGCUCUCCUUACUGCUGUUCUUACACAUCAUUUAGCCUGGGUGCCCACCGUCAUGCCCAGCAACCUGCCACCAAUCAAACCCGCCUGCCAGAAACCCACUUCCCAGACGGUGGAUCUGCUGGCUAAAUCUCACCCGUACAACCCGCUGUGGGCUCAGUUAGGUGACCUGUACGGAGCUUUGGGCUCUCCGGUGAGAGUGUGUCGAACGGUGGUCGUGGGCCGCAGAAGGGAGCUGGUACAGAGGGUCUUGUAUAUUCUCUCCUACUUCAUUCGCUGCUCGGACCUGCAGGAACAUGUGCAACCACAAGGACAAAAGGACAAUCCAGCCAAUCCCUGCACCUCUCCAACCACUGACCCCAACCCUGCCAGUGAGAGAAUCUGCGAAAAAACAUUUCCCCCUCCACCAGACACAAUAAAGCCCAUUCCAGGCACCUUUAUGGAGCAAAAUGACGAGACUGUUUCAGCAGAUACACACUCAACCAAUACACCCACUGGUCUAGAAGCGAGCAUGGUCAGGCCUGAAUGUACUGAAAUGGGACCGGAAUGUUUUGGAGAACACGUCGACUCUGUUGGAGGUGGAUUAGAGCAUAUUUUGGCAAAUCAGAGUCCUCUUCCACAAAGGGUGCAGUUUCACAUUGGCAGCCCCAGAGAGGUGGAGAAUGUGGGACAGGCUGGGGGUUUGAUGUGUGGAGGGCAAGGGUUGGACAGGAAGUUGCAUCAAAGGCUUUUGACGGACAUAAGGAGGAACGAAAGUUCGGAUAGUGCUCUAGGUGACAGUGAUGAUGAGGAAACAUCAUCGAGAGAAAUGUACAUGGCCGCUGAACAAACAGAGUACGAGUUACCACUACCAAGUUCUCAGGUGGAGAGUCGAGCCAGUGUCAAUCAUUUUGGCCGUUCUCUGCUGGGCGGCUACUGUCCUCAGUACAUGCCCGACUUUGCCCUGCAUGGCAUCAGCUCAGAUCUCAGGCUCAAACAGUGCCUCAUGGCUGACCUGGAACACACUGUUCUUCAUCCAGCACUGGAUGAACCGGUGGCCGAGGCUCUUUGUAUUGUGGCAGAUACGGAUCGACUGAGUGUUCAGGUGGUGACGAGUCAGAGGCGAAUGUGUGAAGGCGGACGGUUGGGCAGAGACGUGAUGGUGUCCAACCUCAUACACACACUCAUCACAUCAGUUCUGCAGCUGUAUGCACUCAACAUCGCUGCUGAUUUUUGUGUGAUGCAUUUGGAGGACCGCUUACAGGAGGUGUACUUUAAGAGUCGGUCCUUAGCAGAAUAUCUGAGAGGACAAACCAGGGUCCAUGUAAAAGAGCUGGGGCUUGCACUGGGGAUUGAGUCUAGUGACAUUCCAUUGCUUGCAGCAGUGGCCAGCACACAUUCACCUUACGUGGCCCAGAUCCUUCUUUAAAUGGACCAAACAAGACUUAAUUUUAAGGACCAAUCAGAAUGUGUUCCUGUUCUGCAUGGACCAGCAAGGAUCUGAUCCCUAUCAGAUGACCACACCAAUCACAAUGCAAUGCUCGACAACCAAUCAGAGCUCAUGUUCAGCCUUAAUCUACCAAUCAGAAUGCCUCGUAUGUCCAGCUGACAGUCUUUUGUGUGUGUGUGUUUAUGUGUGAAUCUAUAGAGUGAAUCCUGCACCACAUUAGGACAUUUGUUAAUGCUUGUUUUAAAUUUGACCUCAUGUUUUAUUUGAAAGGGAAGACUAGAGACAGCGAAUAUUAUAGAUUGAAAAAUAAAUUUUAUUUAAAUGCACAAUAGUUUAGUUCUAGAAAGAGCAUGAGCUCUUCCUAGAAGAGCGUGUUUACACCAGGAGCCACAUUUUGUAGCAUUUGUGAGACUUGGCUCCUCUCAGAAGAAAUUAUUCAGUCAAAAUUUGGUUUUAAAAAUGCACUCCCCCUCAUGUUGUACCAAGUCUGCAGGAUUUUCCUCUUUUUGAACGAUAUCCUGGACACUCUUGUCUAUAUAAUAAAAGCGAAGUAUUUUUAAAGUCAA
This is a messenger RNA of Danio rerio (zebrafish), 3520 nucleotides long. The record is from RefSeq and is a predicted model, not a curated record. Lineage: Eukaryota; Metazoa; Chordata; Actinopteri; Cypriniformes; Danionidae.